UUCUCCCUUAUCUCUCCCUCUCGCUGACCAUUCCCCACUCCUGCUCUCUGCUUCCCUCUCACAUCCCUCUCUCCACCCUCUCCCGCACUUCCCGCUGCUUCACAGACUCAGCCCCACAGUUCCCCUUCCCACCUUCUCCCUCCCCUUCCUUUUCUCCCCCUCCCAUUUUCUCCGACGUGUCCGUCUCUGCAUCUCCCGGCGAUGCCUCGCUCACUCGCCGCCUCCCUCCGUUCCCUCUCCCUCUACCUCUCCCUUCUCCUCUGCCUCCCGCUGCCCCCGCUGCCGGGCGCCCAGCCGUCCGGCACCCCCGACCCGCUGCUCCAGCUGCCCUACGACCAGCUGUGGGCGGACGGCCUGCAGAGUUACGAGGCGGGCCGCUGGGGUGAGGCGGCGCGGCUGAUAGAGCGCUCGCUGCUCGGCCGCUCGGCGCUGCAGCGGCUGCGGGCCGCCUGCUCGGGGCAGUGCGCUCCGGACCUUCUCGGGGAGACCCUCCGGGACGCAGAGAUCCCAGAGCCGUCCCCGGACCCCACCGGCGACCCCCGCCCCCCAGAGCUCCGGGACCCCCUCGGCCCGCCCGGGGACCUCCCCCCGUCCAGUCAGCCCCGCGAUGGGGCCGCCCCGUCUGGGGACCCGUCACCCCAGGCCGGCGAGGCACGGGAGCCCCUCGGCGCCCUCGCCAGCCUGUCGCAGUUGGACUUCUUCGGGCGCCAGCUCCGCCGCGCUGCCUGCCUCCGCCGCUGCCUGACGACCGGGCUGGGCCGGGGGGACGGAUCCCGCCACCGGGUCACGGCCGAGGUCAGCGCCGCUUUUCGCCGCCGCGUCCCUUACAACUACCUCCAGAUCUGUUACUACAAGACGGGGCAGCUGGACAAGGCGGCCGCCGCGGCCCAGACGUUCCUGGAGGCCAAUCCGGACCACGAGGAGAUGCUGGAGAACAUGGAGAUGUACCAGAGGAUGGAGGGAGUCACGGCCGAGGACUUCAGGGACAUGGAGCCUCAGGAGCACUGGGAGUGCUACAAGAGGGGGAGUGCCCUGUACGAGGGGGGCCGGUUUGCAGAGAGCGCGGUGGAGCUGGAAGCUGCGGUGGGACACUACCUAUCAGCCCUGGACCACUGUCGGGCCCAGUGCGAGGGGCCAAUCCACCUCCAGGAUCGCAGCUCCCUCGGGUAUCCCCCUCACCUGCACGAGGCCGUCACAGAUCACUUUGUGCAAGUCCUCAAGUGUCGCCAGGAAUGCGUGAGGGAGCUGGGUGCCCAGCGGGGGCCCCCCCGAGACCUGCUCCCCUCCGCCCUCGACCUGCUGCGGUAUGCCUACCACCGAGUGGGUGACUACGACCAGGCUGUGCGGUGUUCCCGGGCCUUCCUGCUGUUCCGGCCCGCAGACCCGACUGUGCGGCAGGACCUGGACUUCUACCGUUCCCGGCUGGGCACCGAGCGGGCCGACCAGCUGGGGCCUCACGAGGAGGUGAGGGCGCACGUGGAGCAGUCACUGCUGGAGAAGCAGCUGUUGUACCGGGCCGUGGAGGAGCUAGGAGCCACCUUCCAGGACCCGGAUUCCUGGACCCCUCCAGAGCUCGUUCCCGAGUCGGUGAAGGCCAAGCACAGAGCCGCGGCCAAAGACACCCAGACGUCUGCCCCUCGGAAUGCAACGACCAGGCAGAAGCUGGAGCCCAGACGGGGGCUGGACAUCCUGAAAGCCUCCUUGCCUCCCUUCGCCUCGCUCUCGCUGGUGAUGGAGGGUGGGGAGCCGGACGGUGACCGGCGAGCGCUGAUAGAUGGGGUCCUGAGCCACGCGGACUGCGUACGUCUCCGGCGCCUGGCCAACGCUGCGGAGGCGCUGACGGAGACACCGGGAGACAAGCCUGUGAGCCGAGGUCUGGCAGUCCUGGAGGCGAUGAAGCUGUCCAGGGAGAAGAAGGUUGACCAGGAGGAGGCUCGCCUCUACCUGCAGGUGACGGAGAGAGUUGGCUUGAUCCUCGACCACUACUUCCAGCCCAGCAGCUCCCUCUACCUCUCCUUCUCCCACCUGGCCUGCCGCUCGUCUUCCCAAGGUAGCCAGACAGAGGUCCCGCCUCCGUCCCGGGAUUGCCUGGAGGACCCCGAGAGCAGCGGCUGCAGCAGCCGGGGCGCGGCGGAGGGAGCUCGCAACUUCAGCGUUCACCUCUACCUGAAUGAGGAGUUCGAAGGAGGGGAGUUCUUCUUGAUAGACCCCAAGACCCAGAGUAUCACGGCUGAGAUAUCCCCGAGAUGUGGGCGCCUGUUGACGUUCCGGUGGGGAGACCGGACGUCCCAUCGGGUGUCUGAGGUCAGGCAGGGUCAGCGCUGCGUCCUCUCGCUCUGGUUCAGCCUCGACCGGAAGCAUCGCAUCAAGAAGCUGGACCGGGCUCAGGCCGAGACCCUCCCUGUGAAAGCCACCAGGGCCCGGGGAUCAGACGGCCCCGAGGCCAAGUCUUUGAGAGGCGAGACCCAGCGGCGUGGGCGGGCUGCAGGGGCGCCCAGCGGGAGGCGGGCGUCUCGGAGGGACGAGCUUUGAGGGAGGGUGGGUAAUGGUGAAGAUGGGUGAGGUGUCUGCAGGGAAGUGGGGGAGUGG
Messenger RNA from Mobula hypostoma (lesser devil ray), 2589 nucleotides. It is a transcript of the gene p3h3, whose product is annotated as prolyl 3-hydroxylase 3. Gene Ontology annotation, cellular component: endoplasmic reticulum. NCBI's taxonomy places the organism in Eukaryota, Metazoa, Chordata, Chondrichthyes, Myliobatiformes, Myliobatidae. Gene Ontology annotation, molecular function: iron ion binding; procollagen-proline 3-dioxygenase activity; L-ascorbic acid binding. Gene Ontology annotation, biological process: collagen metabolic process. The record is from RefSeq and is a predicted model, not a curated record. The transcript is spliced from 15 exons. The coding region runs from base 202 to 2532 and encodes 776 amino acids.